Molecule: messenger RNA, 856 nt
Organism: Annulohypoxylon maeteangense
Lineage: Eukaryota; Fungi; Ascomycota; Sordariomycetes; Xylariales; Hypoxylaceae
Exons: 2
Coding region: 38-619 (193 amino acids)
Source: RefSeq, a predicted model, not a curated record
CAUAGGUGCACUGACAACAUCUUCAACCAUUGCCAACAUGUCUAAUAGCUACUCCAACACAGCAGUUCAAACACCUCUGUCUUCAGUGGUUUUCAGCACAAUGCCAUGCGAUGACGACGACGAUCCAAGCAUUCCUAGCGUGUCGACAAUCUGGCCAUGGCCUAGCAAUAGCACUCCUCCGGAAACUUCAUCGUCGCAACCUCCCCAAGCGCCGACAUAUACCUCAUCCAUCAGUACUUCCACCAAUCCUGGUAAUGUCACGAAGAUAGGAUGUGGCUCUUCAACAUCGAUCACCACAACCACACCAUCUGUUUCUAUCAGCCAAAGCACUAGUUCCACCAUCGCGAAUAACACGGUACAAGUAGGGCAGGCCCCGGCGCCGCAAACUGCGCCCGGAUUUGUAGGUGAACUUCCGACCAUUAGCAGCUCGACUAGUAGUAGCUCUUCCACUGCCGCAAAUAACACGGUACCGGCAUGGCAGCCCCCGCCGAAAACUGCGCCAGGGUUUGUAGGCGAACUUCCUACCAUUAGCAGCUUUUCCACCGCCCCUAUUACUUCUCUCACCACGCCAACUACGACCCCAACUACCACUAUAAAGGUCACCCCCAUCACGACUUAGUCUUUGAUGUGGUCUAAACUGUUCGACAAGUAUUAGGCUGGUAUCCAUACGUUAUUGAGUCUUUGGGGCUCGCUGUUGGGAAGGACUUCCGGUUUUGGGACACUUAGGAAAGUCGUAGGGAUAGUAGGGUUAAUUGCCGUCUAAUUUUAAUACAUAAUUAGGAGGGUCCGGUAUACCUCUUUAUAUCCUCCUGACUUAAUAAAUUCUUUCUAUCUUGUUAUGGACAACGCAAUGUGC